Molecule: messenger RNA, 1071 nt
Organism: Fragaria vesca subsp. vesca
Lineage: Eukaryota; Viridiplantae; Streptophyta; Magnoliopsida; Rosales; Rosaceae
Product: probable membrane-associated kinase regulator 6-like
Exons: 2
Coding region: 10-726 (238 amino acids)
Source: RefSeq, a predicted model, not a curated record
CUUGAAGCCAUGGAAACAUCUCAGCAGCCUCUCUCCAUUGAAAGCUUUUCAUACAGUUGGUUAGUGAAUCUCAAGCCUCCUUCUUUUGAAAGCCUUGACAACUCCCUUAGGACUUCGCUAGAUGCAUCCGAUGAAGCCUCCUUCAUCGAGAUGGACCCAACAAUGCCACCCUCUCAGAGAUUCUUUAGGAUUUCCCAGCAGGAUUUCAAAUUCGACUCAUCACAGUCUCCUCUCUCUUCCCUUGUUCAUGCCGAUGAGCUCAUUUCCAAUGGUUAUCUUUUGCCACUUUCGGUGGAUGAUCCAUUGAAGAACAUGGAGUCAUACGACGAUUACUAUGAUCAAGCCUCGGAUUCUAGUACUGCAAAUCUUCCGGUCUCUUCAUCAAAAGAAGCUUCUCCGACAGAUAAGAGUACUGAUGCAGAUUGCUCUAAUUCCAUGAGAAGGUGCAGAAGAUUAUCGAAAAGAAUAUUUGAGAAGUACUUGGAUUUUCUCAAACCCUUGUACAAAAGGAUUAGAGGGGGACAUAAAGCGAACCCUAAAGCAGCUGGGAAUCAUGUCGAUAAAAGGUUCCAUUCAGCAAAGAACAGCAGGGUGUAUUCAUCAGAAACUGCAUCUCCGCGAAUAAGUGUAGCCUAUUCUGCUCCCGAUGAUUGGCGAAGGUCCUGUGAUUCCGAGAGCUCUAUCUAUGAGGCAGUUCUUCAUUGCAAAAGAUCGAUAGAAAACUAAGUCAAGUGGUGCAAAUAAAGCAGUGAAAAUAGACGAAGAAAGAGACACAGAAGAAAGGGAAUGAAUAAAGGAAUACACAUGGGAAGAUCAUCAGCCACUUGUUCUCAAAUUUGUCAUCUUCUUAUAUAGCUUUGUCUAUAUUUUUCUUGGAUGAUAUCUCAGAACUUAUGUGGAUGUUCUUGAUGAAAAUUAAUUUCUGACCUUGUAGGGACGAGAAAGUAGAAACACACUCCUUAAUUUUUGUUCCUACUUGUCUUUUGCUCUAUGUGGGAGGGAGAAUUUCAGAAUUCUCUUCUCUUUGCUUAUAUUCCUGUAAUAUUAAACGAAAUGGGAAUUAUUUUGAUC